AUGUCUCAUAAACAUCGUCGAGAAGAAAAAUCUUCGUCUGUUUCUCAUCAUGACAAAGCAAAAAUGGUUAUUCGUCAAGCAUUUAAUAAAUCAGUGAAUAAUUCUGAUGAUACAAAACAAAAUUUUAAUUUUCAUCUCUAUGAAUCUGAUAGACAAGAACGUAUUAAUGAAAUUGUUGAUGAUGACGAUGGAGAUUUAAUUGUUGAACGUCAAUCACAACCAAUUAGUUCCGAAAAACCAUCACGAAUAAUUGAAGCUAAUGAUCGACGUCAUGAUGCUGUUAUAUUCGGUGAUAAAACAGUCGAAGAACAACAAAAAAAUCAAAUAUGGGAUAGUUUUAAACAAUCAUCAAAAUAUUCGACAACAUCUUUAGCUGGUCCUUUACUACUUGAAGAUUCUGAAAGCAAACGAUUACGAUGGAAAAAUAAAAUACGUGAUUUAUGGAUUCAACGUUAUAGUGUGAAAACAACAAUAAAUACUAUAGAUAUGGAUACAAAUUGA
Rotaria sordida is the source of this 501-nucleotide messenger RNA. NCBI's taxonomy places the organism in Eukaryota, Metazoa, Rotifera, Eurotatoria, Philodinida, Philodinidae. The record is from the annotation of a GenBank genome assembly.